This is a messenger RNA of Durusdinium trenchii, 1945 nucleotides long. The record is from the annotation of a GenBank genome assembly. Lineage: Eukaryota; Dinophyceae; Suessiales; Symbiodiniaceae.
GCGGGUGAGUUGGCCAAUUCGCUUCAAAAUCGGCAUAUUACACCCCGCAUGCCGAUGGUGCAGUGUCCGCCUCGCAUGUGAUGCGCUGUUGCCCUUCUGGCAACUGCCGUUGCGAUCCUGCAAAGGCCUUGCCACUGGUUUGCGACCUCAGUGACCGGGUUGAGGUCCAAAGACUCGAACUUCUCCAAUUGCGAGACAGGUUGCAUCGGUUGCCUCCAGCCUCUCCAGAGCUAGCAGCUUUGGCCAGCGAAGGUGGCACAUUGGAGCAACGCACUCGUGAAGGUGCCGCGCUGGUGGCAAAGCUGCGCACAGAGACGGCCUCCUUGGAAUGGUCGGCGAGCGCUGCCGAGCAGCAAAAGAACCGGCUUCAACAUGAGCGUCGAACACUCUUGCAGCGCCUCGGGGAUUUGGAGGCCUCAGAGAAAGCUUUGCGGCAAGUGGCCCAGGACACGGAGGAGCAACUCCAAGCCGAGCGGCGUCAGGCGGAAGAACGUGCCUUUGGCCAGGAGACUGCGCUGAGUGCUGUGGCGCAGCGGGCCACGGCGGCAGAGCAGCGCUGGGCGACAGCCAAGACCUUGGCAGCGCGGCUGCGGGGUGGCACGACAGAGGCCGAGGCUGCUGCAGCUAGCGCGUUGAGAGCCUCGGCGCGAGAGGCAGAGCGCGAUGGACGAGUGGUGCGGGAGUUGCAGAGGCGCCUGGAGCGGCAAAAACGGGAAGCUUUGAAAGCUGAGGACCUUCGAGAGAAAGAAGCAGAAGAGAGGAAGAGGUUACAAGCCCUGCAGGAAACCUCGGAGCCAUUGAAAGACUUGGAGGCAGAGUUGCAGCAGUGUGAGAAGAUGCGAUGGGCAGAGAGCAAGUUAGCAGCACGCUUGGAAGAGAGUCGAGCUCGAAGUGGAGAAAUCGAAAAGAAGGCGAUGAACGUUGCGCAAGAGCUGGCCAAUUCCUCCAAAGUCAUCGCGUGGCUUCAAGCGGAGGUGGCCGCCCAGCAGGAGGACCAGGCAGAACUGGAAGAGGUCAACAGGCACAACGAGUGGCUCCGCCAGCAGCUGGAGAUGAAACCCUUAGAGACGCCUACACCUUCGGAGGAUGUUCGGGCGCACGAGAGCCGCAAGGCCACAGUGGUGAGUGAAGCAUUGCAGGUGGCUUGGGAAGGUGAAACAAGAGAGCAUCGCAAUGCGCAGCUGAAACUGCAGAAUCUCCAAGAACUCUUGACUCCUUCGCGUCAACAGCUCCUGCGCCUGGCCGAGCUCCUCAAUCAACGGCAGGGCUGUGCGCAAUCCGACUUGGUGCGACGCUUACGGGAGAGGCUGUCAGUGGAUACAGUUCAGCAACUGGUAGCUGAGGUGGAGAGCUUCGUCAUGGAGAUGCUCCGCUCCGAUGAGCGAGCCGACCAGUCCCCGCUGCCGCGCGACCGUCGCGAGGCGCCGGCUCAGGCGGCUCAGGCGGCACGGGACCGUCGCGAGGCACGGAAGGCGCCGGUCGCCUGGCGGCCUGAGAUGUCGCCCCUUCCACUGGACGACGGCAGAGCAAGUCUUGUGCAUCGAGAGUGGCCGUCGCCAAGUCGAUUGCGCAAUCGAGAGCCUUUCAAUCUGAAAGGACAUGCAAAGGAGCGUCGGCCUGGUACGGUGGGGCCUUUGUAUCAUUUAGAUCCCAGACAGGUUCAGUCUUUGGAGCCUUCACCAGCACGUGGGCGGCGCAUCGAUCGGAUCGAUCUCGAUUUGGAGGAGCGCUUCGAUGAAUACUCUGUGCACCGUCCACGGACCCGCAAAGCGGGUCGACCGGACCAAGGCUAAUGUUCUCGACCAUUCUUGGUACCUUCUUGCUCCUAGUAGCUUCUUGCUCCUAGUAGUAAGGCCAGGAGCCCCUAGUAGCGUCCUGUUGGUACCUUCGCCAUGUCUCGAGUCUCGACUGAUCUGUGGCGAAUGUAUGUCUCAUGGCCAAUGCA